Molecule: messenger RNA, 1115 nt
Organism: Amorphotheca resinae ATCC 22711
Lineage: Eukaryota; Fungi; Ascomycota; Leotiomycetes; Helotiales; Amorphothecaceae
Exons: 3
Coding region: 229-954 (241 amino acids)
Cellular component (GO): nucleus; cytoplasm
Source: RefSeq, a predicted model, not a curated record
GGACCUUGAAUCGUGAUACUUCAAGAUUAGCAAUGAUCAACGCUCCCAUAAGCCGCUACGGCAGCAAUCUGCAACUCCAAAUAAUGAUGCCCGUGUCACGGUGAUCCAUCUGUGAGGACCUACUUCCCUAGGGAACAGCUCGUCCUUCGGAACCGCGAAACAACUCGUCGAUCUCGACGGAUUCUCGAACGUUUUUCUUCAUCCUGUUUUGACCUUUCGUACACCUAAAUGAGCUCACCAACCCCUCCAAAGACGCCUUUCCGGCUUCUGUGCCUGCAAGGCGCUGGCGCAAAUGCGGAGAUCUUUGCCGCGCAGUUUGCAAUGCUGCGGUACGAGCUGGAGAAGGACAAAUACGCGCAGCUGGUCUUCCUCGAAGCCAACGUCGAGACGGGGCGGCCCGCAUCCGACAUCAAGGACAUCUACGACGGCCCGUUCUACAACUGGUUCUCGUGGGAUAUGAACAAGGCCGAUCUGGAUGCCGACGAGCUUCACGAGGCGCACGAUCUGGUGCAAGGGACGAUAGACGCACAAGGGCCAUUCGACGGCGUGUUUGGCUGGUCGCAAGGCGGGACGCUGGCGGCCUCUUAUCUGAUCGAGCAUGCCCAACGGCAGACGGAUCCCGCGGCGAAACCUCCCUUCCGAUGCGCCAUCUUUGCCGCCACGCCCCGGCCGAUCGAUCCCGCGGGCUUGCUGAAGGACCCGAUGGUGAUGAAGGUCGCCAGUGCCGAUGACCUCGGGGAGAUCAUCCAGAUGCCCACAUUACAUAUCACGGGAACGCAGGACCAUUGGACGAGUGAGUGCAUGCUGAUGAAGGAUCUCUGCGACCAGGCCCGCGCCAGCACUUGCACGUACGAAGGGGUGCAUCGUCCACCGAAAGGUCCAAUCGCCAAUAGCCAAAUGGCGGAGGGGAUCAAACAGUUCAUAUCGAAUAUUGCGGCGGGGAAGCUUAAAUAGGGGAUGAAAAGAGGGACUGUGGCUCCAACCUAUCCUCAUGUCGUCCUUUAUGCUCAUCCUCGCUCGGCGCUCGGGUGGCACUUCUGACGAUAUUGUACUGCAAAAUGAAAUCAAAUUUAGUCCCAGAGCUAGUAUGCAAUGCAUGAUUAUCAUGAACCUUG